GAGUGGAGUCAGCUGUGGCAAAACCCUCCAGCGCUUUCCUGAAAAUGACUGGGAUGACUGCCCAUAUACCCAAGGGGUAGAAUUGUUUUGUCAGCCAGCAGGAUGGCAGUUAUCAACACAAAGAUUGCAGCCCACAUUUUUUGCAGCUGUGUUGACAGACAUUGAUGCUGACAGACAUUAUUGUGCAUGCAUGACAUUCAAUGAAGCAGUUGCCAUGACACCCACCAAACCAGAUGAUGAAGAGGAAGAACAAGAUGGUUCAGGCUUGGUGCAUCAUUCACUGAUGUUUGCUCCUAAAACCAUCCUGCUUGUUUCUCGAAUGAAUAACUUUGAGGCUUUAAAGAACUGUCUUGGCAUCAUAUAUACUGUGUUUAUUGAAAAUUUACAAUAUAGUUUGGAAACUAUAAUUGGCAAUAUUUUGGGCUGUGUGCAUGUUCCGCCUUCUGGUGGUCCUCAGGUCCGUUUCUCGAUUGGUGGUGGUGACCGACAAGCUUUGCAACCUCCACUAAGUAAUACUAUUCCUGUCACAAAUUCAUCAGUUGCAUUGCUUUUCAGCCAAUUCGGUAAGCUUUAUCAUUAUUAUUAUUAG
This is a messenger RNA of Octopus sinensis (East Asian common octopus), 589 nucleotides long. RefSeq names its product myotubularin-related protein 13-like. Lineage: Eukaryota; Metazoa; Mollusca; Cephalopoda; Octopoda; Octopodidae. Bases 191 to 589 code for a protein of 132 amino acids. The transcript is spliced from 4 exons. The record is from RefSeq and is a predicted model, not a curated record. Gene Ontology annotation, biological process: regulation of Rab protein signal transduction. Gene Ontology annotation, cellular component: cytoplasmic vesicle.